Tuber melanosporum (Perigord truffle) is the source of this 4062-nucleotide messenger RNA. RefSeq lists its product as uncharacterized. Gene Ontology annotation, cellular component: cytosol. Gene Ontology annotation, biological process: tRNA methylation. The record is from RefSeq and is a predicted model, not a curated record. The coding region runs from base 1 to 3975 and encodes 1324 amino acids. Lineage: Eukaryota; Fungi; Ascomycota; Pezizomycetes; Pezizales; Tuberaceae. The transcript has 4 exons.
AUGAGAAGGGGGGUAGGGGCAGAAUGGGUUUUCACCAAGCAUGGUACGAUUGUGGGGGAAAUGUUCAUGGCGUUGAAAGAUCGGACUCUUUCCCCGGUCAUCGGGAGAGCUGUGGUUGGAUUUCUGGCUGCAAGAAAGACCGAAUUAAAUGACUUGGACCGCUGGAUAGAAUGCUGGGAAGUACCACUGAAUAUUGCCCUAAGAUCUGAGGAAGUACGAGGGAAUGUACAAAUCUAUGCCCUACCAGGACUCUUCCGGCUAUCACCGGAGUGCUUUGUGCGGUUCACCCAGGGGGUAAGAUUAGGGAGAUAUAACCGAGGAAACCUUGGGGGCGGGGAUGAGCGGGAUUUGAUGAGUCUUCUUCGUUGUCUCAAAGUUGGGCGAGAUCUGGGAUUUGUGGAUGAAAUAAGUACGACGAAUCUACUUCCUUCCUCUUUUGUUUCGCCACUCCUCUCAAAUGCACACGGGCACACCCGCCUCGCUGCACUCACUUUAACGACAUAUUCUCCAACUCUCACAAAGCCCCUCCCAACUUCCGCCUUCCGUGUAUUGAAGUCAGCACUCCCACCGUUACACGCAGAAACUGACGCAGAGGUGAGGGACCUGAUAAUUGGGAGUAUAAGGCAACUCGUAGAACGUUUGGGUAGCAGUUCCUAUGCCCUCGAUAAGGACCUGCAAGGACUUCAGAAAAACGCCCUUCGCCUACCCAAAGACCAAACCACCCUCUCAAGAAUUCUGGGACACAAAGAAAGCAUUGAAGAGGCAGCUUCCUUUAUAAGCUGGUAUUUGAACUUUCUGAAGUCUCAAUUAGCCCCAGGGGCGAGCUAUCAGCGUGUUGUGACAGCGCUGAGAGUUCUAAUAAUGGUUGUCCGUUCUGGAGUUGACCCGUCACUGGUGGAUCCUGACGACAAAGCAAGCAAGAAGAAAGGGUUACUAUACUGGCCUCCAAGUGUCCGAGUAGAUUUUUUUGAUGGAGCGAUGAAGAGGGUAUUGGUCGAUUGCUUAUUCAACCCCUUUGAAGAUGUAAGGGUUAUGGCAGCAGAAGUUUUGAAGUUCGCUCCUGACUGUGGCGGGUCACUUCGGGUAAUUCUGGAAAGGGGACUCAGGGAGAUGAAUACCUCUGGAAGAGCUAGAGAUGCGGAUGGCGUUGCUAGAUCUAUCGACCUGUGGUUCCAUUUUGCGACGAAACGUUCCCCGGAAUCAAAGCUCGAGGAACUUUGGGGCUUCGCGGUUGCUGCUCAAAGUGGCGAACUUUGUGUGGUAGAUUGGGUGCUAAAUGUUUUGGAACUGGACUACCUCAAGGUUGCCCGAGAAGACUUCCAAAGAGCUGUUCGAGAGAGACCCAUUUAUGGCCUUUUCUCUGCGCUCAGACUCAUAUUCGAAGGGGGGGGGAUUUGUCAGGGUGCUCUCAAAGGCUGUGCAGAGAAACUCCCCGUUUCUCGGAUCCUCGAAUACUGCGUGGAGAUCUGGCAGAUGUCUAAGGACAUUUUGUGUUUUGUUAGCCCAGAGGGAUAUGUGCCGCAGGGGAUGAUGGAGGAGGACACAGGAGAUGAUGGAAUGGACACACAAACUGUUAUGAGUUAUUGUUGGAGAGCAGUCAAAGAAUCCAGUGCACUCUUAGGCGCAAUUAUUGGUACAGCCGAUUUCGGCUCGGGUCCCCAAUCACUGUCCAAGCAGAAUUUCUCCGACAUCGGAAAUGUCUUAUUAGAGCAACUAUUAGAUAUUCGUCAUCGUGGCGCUUUCUCCGCAGUGUCUCCUAGUUUCAUAGAACUUUGUUCCCGGUGCUUAGCUACCCAAACCCUUUCCGAUUUACCUGAACAAUGGCUAUCUAAGAGCAUUCUUCAAAUAAUCGAUAAAUCCGACUCGAUCACUCGGCGUUCCGCCGGUCUUCCUUACCUAAUAGUUGGCAUUGUAAUCGCGGACCCACACCCAGACCGUCCACUACUCAAAUCAACUUUUGAGAAACUGGAGGAAUUCGCGCGUUUGCCCGCUGCCCUCUCAAUAGACGGGACCAAGGUCAAACUUCCUCAAGUUCACGCCCUUAACUGCUUGAAAGUCAUGUUUGCGGACUCCCGCCUAUCAUCCUCUUCGCAGGAAUUCCUAGGGAGAGGAUUAGAGUUAUCUGUAAGCUGCUUCGCAAGUGAGGUCUGGGCUAUCCGAAAUUGUGGUAUCAUGUUAUUCACUGCGCUUGUGAAUAGACUUUUCGGCAAAAGAAUGACAGGGACUAUAGAAAUCAAAGACUUCCUCGAGCGUUACCCAGCGGUGACAUCAGUCCUGCUACAAAGUUUAAACGGAGAAUCGGAUAUUAAAAGCGUUGAACAACUUUAUCCAGCACUAUCACUCAUUGCUAGGCUAGAACCAAGCGAAGGGUUUGAUGCAAACGCUAUUGAACCGGCAGUGAUGAGAUGUUUGAGUAGCCGCUUUUGGAAAAUUAGGGAGAUGGCUGCGAGGAGUUAUUCCACCCUUGUUAGCGCUCAGCAUCUCAUUGAGGUUAUUGAUCAACUACUCCGGGAUGCAGGGGAAAGUCGGAGACAGAACUUUGUCCAUGGCCGGCUUUGUGCCGUUAAGGCUUUGCUGGAUAGAAGAGGCGCGGGCAGCGGGGAAAAGAUUUUCGAGGUCCUUGGAAGGUAUUGGAGAAUUUUGGUGCAGUCAAAUAACUGUGCGGUAACAAAAGCCUCGUUUUUGUCUCUCAUUAACAGUGAUAAUAUUCAACGACUGUUAAAGACACCGCUCAAUAAUCCAGCCCAGAGUCUUCUCAACAACCUACUGGAAUAUUGCAAGACUUCGCAGGAGGUUCUACAAGAGGUUGGCCGAGCGUCUACAGUUGGCCGCUCAAUGUUAAAAGAGGAGUUAACCAGAUAUAUCUAUAACCUUGCAGCUUACUCAAACGAUCGCAUACCUACCCUUAUCACCUCCAUAGCCAGCGAGGAUGAAGAGCUUGCUUUAUAUACUAGCUCUCACCUUUCCUCCUCCCCUCUAAAUUUCGAUCAGGAUACUCUCACCUCACUUGAUGCCACCCUGUGGACAAUAAUUACAAUUCACCCAUGGGAUCAACUACGUACCAUGGCUGUAAACCUCCUAUCAGAAUAUCCCCCACCGCAGGGAGCCCCAGAAGAGUUUCUCCAAGAACGAUGCAAGAUUCUCUUGACGCUCUGUACUAGUGCAUCCACCGAGCCAUGCCGUAUCGCAGCUCUCCCGGCGCUAGCAAAACUAACCACCCACUUGUCUCAUCCAACCGCAUCUCUCCUCAAGGAGAUAACAAAACAAGUAGAGCUAUCGGGCUACGAGGACAAUCCUUUCCCAACUCGCCAGGCCGCUGUCUCCGCUGUGAAAGCCCUAUGUCCAAUUCUAACAUUUGAGACCUUCAACCACGCCUACUUCUGUCUCUACGACUUCCUCCAUGACGAUGACGAAGACAUCCGCGAGGAAGCCGCAAGAAUCGUCAAGUCUGUCACGAAAGGAGAACACACCCUUCUCCCCCUCGCAUCCGCUGAUACCCUCAUUGAUAAAAUGGCUAAAUCAUUCAGUAAGGAUGAAGAAUUUGCUAGAGAGGUCGUUUCGAGAGUUGUUGUCAAUGGCGAUGUCAAGAAUCUACUGAAACAAGUCUCCACCGAGGAUAAAAUUCUCUUUGCUAGAGAGAAGCAGAAUCUGUUUUUAGAUGUUCACGGCGAGGUAGUGCGCUGGGCCGCGGUGCUGGGAGGGUUACCAGAAAAUAGCCGGUUUAUCGAGGAUACCCUAAAUGCCGUUGCCAGGGCUCGAGAGUUCGCCAAGGAGAUGGGGGAGGAAGGGCCUGUUGGGUGGAUGCGUGAGGAAGAGGUGUGGGUAGUGUUUGGGCGGGUCGUAGAGGGAUUGAGUAUCAUUAAAAGGUGGAGGGGUGAUUGCGGGGAUGAGGCCAAGGAGUUCCUGAUGGAGAUGAAAGACCUCCAAGCCCACGAGCUGUUUUUGGGAAGGUUGGAGGAGGUUUUGGCUGUUUAGGUAGCCAGAUGUAGAGCACCUGGAAGGAAUAUAGAGCAUGUUUUGAUGUGUGCCAUAAACACUACCCAGGGUAUCACAUACAACCGA